Molecule: messenger RNA, 455 nt
Organism: Stereum hirsutum FP-91666 SS1
Lineage: Eukaryota; Fungi; Basidiomycota; Agaricomycetes; Russulales; Stereaceae
Exons: 1
Coding region: 17-403 (128 amino acids)
Source: RefSeq, a predicted model, not a curated record
CGCCACCUGAACCACGAUGUCCGCUCCUGUACUCCGUCCCAAGCGUCCAAGAGCUCCCCCCUCCCUACUGAUAGCCCACCCUGAGUUUGACGUUGCAACACCAGACUACUUCCCACUCAUCCUAUGGCCACCGAUACACAUCCUAAACCUUUUUCAAUUCCACCUACAUCCUCCCACACCUUACUCAUCAUAUCGUUGCCCAUAUCGCGCACCACCUCACUCCUCGCCAGGCCUUCUCGUCAAACGGCUCGACUAUCGACGUCUCAUCCUCCAUCUUGCCCCCUCGCCACAUAUAGGACUGAUAGCCUGUUUUCCGCGUCCGCUUUCUUCUAAGAGACAGACAUGUGGUGGGGCGAUGGGUGAUCGGGAGGGAGGGAGGGGGGUCGAUGGUGAUCGUGUGUGAUCGUGUGUGAGCGUCGCCGAGAUCGAUUUGGGGAUGAGGUCGGUAUGAUGGU